Saprolegnia parasitica CBS 223.65 is the source of this 741-nucleotide messenger RNA. RefSeq lists its product as hypothetical. The record is from RefSeq and is a predicted model, not a curated record. The annotation marks the transcript as partial. NCBI's taxonomy places the organism in Eukaryota, Oomycota, Saprolegniomycetes, Saprolegniales, Saprolegniaceae. The transcript has a single exon.
AUGGGGAACGAACCCAGCUGUGAAGAACCGAUCUACGGCGCCGACGAAGCCGACGCCAGUACGACAGUCGCCCACGCACCUGCUACGGAAUCUGUGGCUCAACCACUCCUAUAUCCAAAAACAACAACAGAACGGACGCUGUACGACGCCUUGCUCAAGCACACGGCGUCGCGAGUGCUCGCUGCGAUGGAUCGAGCCGCACGGAAGCAGCAAUUUACUUACGACGUGGCUAACCUCUCAGCCAUGCUUGCACAAACAAGCUACGUCACCGACAUCGAGGCGGCAACUACCGUCGUGCUACGGAUGCUGGACGCCCAGCCACACCUCUCUCUCGACGCAACCCGCAAGGCCUUUCUCUUAGACACUGGGAGCUUUACGCUGCCGGACGUCGCACCGACCAUUGAACCGAGUACCGACUGGACUGUCGUGAGCGUCAUGCUCGUGCGACGCUAUGGUAUGCAGAUCGCGUCGCAACCCGUGGCCCACGAGACGAUCGCGGCCCACGUUACAAAGGCGGCCGCGCGAUGCUCGGUCGACUCGAUUUAUGCCUUGAGAACCGUCUUGCAGGGUCUUUUGGGUCUCGGGUGCAUUGUCGAAAAGACACUUGCUGGCGGCGGCAAGUGCCUUACGAUCAACCCUGCGUGUCUCUCUGGCCCUGCAUCUGCUUUUGGUGGCUUUCUCCACGUGAUGCCACCGGUAACGCGUCCGAUCCCACGCAUCGACACCCCGCCUGCCGCAGAU